This is a messenger RNA of Cydia fagiglandana, 1045 nucleotides long. RefSeq lists its product as uncharacterized. The coding region runs from base 265 to 816 and encodes 183 amino acids. Lineage: Eukaryota; Metazoa; Arthropoda; Insecta; Lepidoptera; Tortricidae. The record is from RefSeq and is a predicted model, not a curated record. The transcript has 4 exons.
GAUUUAACUCGAUAACUCACAAGGAUUAGGUUUGGUUACACUUCAUUUAUAUGAGAAAAGAGAUACCGAAUUAGUCAGAUCAUUGGUCGGUCACUAUCACCCGCCAUUUUUAUCGCUGAUAAGAGAUAAGCUUAGCUAGUUGCCGCAACGGCCAAACAUAAGAACGCGAUGCAAUCACGCCUCACAAACGAGCAAAACUAAUAUUUUUCGGUCUAGUCUCUUAUUUAUAUUCAACUUUGUCGAUUGUGUGUUUGUGUGAUCAAAAUGGGUUAUACUCUGCCUGUGUUGGAGAAAUGUUGUUGUUGUUUUAGUCUAAGAGUCGGUGCUCUACUCAUCGGCUAUUUGUCUAUGUUCAACUCCUUAAUGUCAAUUGCCGCGGUCGCCACUAGCAUCGCAAUGCUCGCCAAGUUUGUACAGUCAGAGAAGCACAAUCCCAACCCUCAGCACCCCCCGGAACAGCUGGCGGCAGAGGCCUUGGGUGCCUACAUCACCUGUGGGAUCUACCUGGUCUUGUACUUGUAUUACUUCGUCAUCAGCUUACUGGUCAUCGUCGGCGUGCAUAGGAAUAAGCCCCAUCUGAUGACGUACUACGUGAACACAGUAUUAUUCAUGUUGGCCGUGGUGGCCGCGCUCAUUGUCGUAACUGUCGUGUUCAUGGGCGUCAUCGCUGCGAUACCGUUACUCUUCUCUAGUGUAAUCGUGUUCUACUUCCUCCUAGUGGUCCGAAGCGCGUAUCUUGAGAUGGUGGAACAGAACCGACCGAAAGUGUAUGAAAUGCAUACCAUGACUACUCAACAAGCACCGCUUAUGGCGUAGCUCAUGGGAGUUAAAGUUAGUUAGAGUUAGUCAUGGGAAAAGAUUGUAUUUCAGCCGACUCUAUGGCGUAUUCCGCAUGGUCUGAUAGGUAUUAAGCCCGCUCCACACUCAAACGCGAAUUGCGGCGCGAAGCCGUGAACGCGAGUGUGGAGGGGGCAUUUAUUACCAGAGUCUAUUACGGAGUGUAUGAGGUUAAAAACCCACACAACUGUCUUGGAACCAGAAAUUU